Molecule: messenger RNA, 3177 nt
Organism: Elaeis guineensis (African oil palm)
Lineage: Eukaryota; Viridiplantae; Streptophyta; Magnoliopsida; Arecales; Arecaceae
Molecular function (GO): protein binding
Source: RefSeq, a predicted model, not a curated record
UAGUUACCGCACGUUACCUUAAACGGCACCGGAGGUGACGAUAAGAGUGCGAGACCCCUUAUAACGGCGCCCCGCUUCCCCUCCAACACCAUCGUCUCUCGCCUUGGGCUUCGAUCCCUCCUCUCUCUCUCUCUCCCUAUCUCUCAGCCGCUACGUGCGAUCCGGACCUGGUAUCGGGUCGUCGUGUCGGGCUCCCACGUGUCGGCCUGCCGAUAUAAACCGCGCCGCCUUCGGAUCGGAAUGCCGCUCCGGAGAUGAGGACCUCGGGGGCGGCGACGCCUGUGGCGGCGGCGGAGGAGGAGGAGGAGUUCUACGAGUCUUUGGAUCGGAUCCUAUCAUCGUCGUGCUCCUCCACCUCCGCCUCCGACGACGACGCCGACCACCACCACCACCGUCGAGUCCCCCGGUUCCCCCUGCCCAUCGCCGCCUCCUAUGAUCUGUGGAUCUCCGAGCCUUCAUCCAUUGAGGAGCGGCGCCGCCGGCUCCUCCAUCAGAUGGGCCUCGCCGCCGAUCCCGCCCUCUCCCGCUCUCUACCUGCCGCCCCAGACGGCGGUGAUGGCGGGAUCGCGGACGUAGGAAGGUCCGUCUUGGCCGACGGCCUUUGCCCCCGGCCCAAUCUCCCUGCCGCGGUCACGGCCGUCUUCACCCGAUCCAGAUCCGACGGCUCCGUGGAUCCCAGCCCUGCACAUAGACAGCAACCAUUCCGGACCCCGCUCUCGUUUGGGACCGCGAUCCCCAAUAAGCCACCCCUCGGCCGGAGACCUUGGCCGACUGCGGGAGAGCGUGGGGAAUCCGGCGGCAAAGACGACGGCGGCGGCGCUGAUGAUGGUGAACGGCGGUGCACGAUCAAGAACCUGGACGACGGAAGGGAGUUUGUGGUGAAGGAGUUCCGGGAGGACGGGAUGUGGAACAAGCUGAGAGAGGUGGGGACGGGGCGGCAGCUCACGAUGGAGGAGUUUGAGAUGUGCGUCGGCCGAUCUCCAAUCGUACAGGAACUCAUGAGGCGGCAGAACGUGGAGGAGUUGGAGAGUGGUGGAAAGAGGGACGUCGGUGGCUCCGGAGACCCUGGAGGUGUGCCGAUGACCACCUCCGGGGCUGCCCCAGCAACGAAGUCUAAAAAGAGGGGUGGCUGGCUGAAGACCAUCAAGAACAUGGCCGGCACGGUGGUCGCCGGAGGGUAUUACCAACGGGAAAGGCGGAACAGCGACGAGAAGGACUCAUCAUCGGAGAGGGGUGGCAGGAGAUCGAGCUCGGCCACUGAUGAUAGCUUGGAUGCGUCGCAUUCUUCCUACCAUUGCCCUGAGAGGAUUAGGGUUCGGCAGUAUGGGAAGUCCUUCAAGGAGCUCACGGGUCUUUAUAUGAGCCAGGAGAUACAUGCCCAUAAUGGAUCUAUUUGGAGUAUCAAAUUCAGCUUGGAUGGCCGGUAUCUGGCCAGUGCUGGGGUGGACUGUGUCAUCCAUGUGUGGGAAGUCUCGGAGUCCGAGAGGAAGGUGGAAUUGCUAACAGGGGGGGUGCCAGGAGAGAAUGGGAAUUGUUAUCCCUUUUUCACUGCUAUUAGUAACGGGUCACCGGAGCCGGCAUUGGCGUUGGCUUGUGUUGAAGGCAACUAUUGGGAGAAGAAGAGAAGAGCAAAGGUCCCUAGUAAUAGGAAGUCUGUGAGCAUGGACCACUUGAUGGUGCCAGAACGCAUCUUCACACUCUCGGAGAAGCCUGUCUGUUCUUUCCGUGGCCACCUUGACGAUGUCCUGGAUCUCUCAUGGUCCAAAUCACAGCAUUUGCUUUCAUCUUCAAUGGAUAAGACAGUAAGGCUGUGGCACAUUUCUAGCAAUUCUUGUUUGAAAACAUUCUCGCACAGUGACUAUGUGACCUGCAUCCAGUUCAAUCCUGUAGAUGACAGAUACUUCAUCAGUGGAUCAUUAGAUGAGAAAGUUCGCAUAUGGAGUAUUCCAGAUCGUCAAGUUGUUGAUUGGAAUGAUCUUCAUGAAAUGGUUACUGCUGCUUGCUUCACUCCUGAUGGGCAGGGUGCACUGGUAGGAUCACAUAAAGGGAGCUGCUACUUGUUUGACACGUCCGAGAAUAAGCUGCAUUACAAAAGUCAGAUAGAUUUACAAAUCAAGAAAAAGAAAUCCAGCCCCAAGAAAAUCACUGGUUUUCAGUUUGCCCCAGGAAGUUCUUCGGAAGUUCUUGUUACAUCUGCAGAUUCAAGAAUUCGUGUCGUUAAUGGGGUCGAGCUAGUUCACAAGUUUAAAGGCUUCCGCAACACAAGUAGCCAGAUCUCAGCCUCCUUAGCUGCAAAUGGGAAGUAUGUGGUCUGUGCUAGCGAGGACUCCCACGUUUAUGUUUGGAGAUAUGAUGCUGAUACCCAGCCAAGUAGAAGCAAAGGUGUUGUUGGUGUCACACAAUCAUAUGAACACUUCAACUGUCAGGAUGUGACGGUGGCGGUGACAUGGCCAGGCACCAGCACAGGACGGCUGUCUCGAGUUAAUAGCCACAACCAAAAUGGUCCGGAUGGAGUGUCGAAGGCUGGCCCAGGGGUGCUAGCUGGGACCAAUGAAUACGGGAGCCCAUUCCUGCCUGUGUAUGAGUGCAAUGGUAGCUCCCUGAACAGUAUCACCCUUGAUGCGAACAGUAACAACUUUAGUGAUAGGGCUUCUGCAACUUGGCCUGAAGAGAAGCUGACCAACAAUAGCCCUCAAAGCAACGGCGAAUUUUUCAAUGAGGUUAUGCGGAUGCCGAGCAGGUCAGCCUGGGGAAUGGUCAUUGUCACUGCUGGAGGUGGAGGCGAAAUUAGAACAUUUCAAAAUUUUGGGUUUCCACUUUGGGUUUGAAGGCAAAGUUUUCUAUAAGAAAUUGCUGCACACCUUGCAAUGAUAUCAGAGACCUGUGCUGUGGUUGCAAAGUUAAUUCGACAGCUGCAGUAGUUUUGUGUAUAGAUGGAUAUAUGGUUUGAGGAUUGUAAUAUUCCGUGAGGUUUAUUUAGUUGCUCCAUUUGCUCAACGUAUUUGUGAGAGCUGGAGUCCAGCCCAAGAACCGCACGUUGAUUCAUAUUUGUCAGGCUUUGUAUAACUGAAAUGUAGGAGUUAAAACACGUCAGGCAUUGUUCAUCAUUUGUUUUCUUUUUACAUUGAUGUAAAAUAGAAAAAUUCAAUCCAACAACAAAAUCAGAAUUCUGCUGGA